AUGAUGACCACAACAACAAAUCAUUCCAUCAUGCCACCAGCCAUGCGUCCAGUUCAAGAGAGUCCCGUUUCGCGACCACGCGCCGUCUACAGCAUCGAUCAGAUCUUGGGUACUCAGCAUCAGUCCAAGCGAAGCGAUACGCCCAAUGAGCUGCAUAUUACGCAUACGCAGCAUAUGCAUCAUUUACAUCAUAACAGCCAUAACUUGCAGCAGCAGCAGCAACAACAACAGCAGCAGCAACAGCAGCAAUUGCUAGCCAAGCGCGAAGAUUCACCUACGAAUACAGAAAGUGGCCUGGAUGUGGAUAACGAUGAUGAGCUCAGCUCCAGCCUGAAUAAUGGCCAUGAUAUGGGCGAUAUGGAGCGACCGCGUAAAGUGCGCAGAUCGCGCACAACAUUUACAACAUUUCAAUUGCAUCAAUUGGAGCGCGCCUUUGAGAAAACGCAAUAUCCGGAUGUGUUCACAAGGGAGGAUCUGGCAAUGCGACUGGAUCUAAGCGAAGCACGCGUGCAGGUUUGGUUCCAGAAUCGACGCGCUAAAUGGCGCAAACGUGAGAAGUUUAUGAAUCAGGACAAGUCUGGCUAUAUGCUGCCCGAUCAAGGUCUGCCUGAGUUUCCGCUGGGCAUACCGCUGCCGCCGCACGCACUUUCCGGCCAUCCGGCUGCGCUGCCCGCCGAAUUUUGGCCGCCACACUUUGCCUUGCAUCAGCACUUCAAUCCGAGCCUGCUGCCGCAGCAGUUGAUGCCACCCCACUACAAGCUGCCCAACUUCCAUACGCUGCUGUCCCAGUACAUGGGUCUGAGCAAUUUGAAUGGCAUCUUCGGCGCCGGCGCCGCUGCAGCUGCAGCUGCUGCUGCCAACGGUUGCAAUUCGGCUGCUGCUGUUGCCGCCGCCGCUGCUGCCGGCUAUCCGCAGAACCUGUCGCUGCAUCCUUCGUCGGCGCAGGUCAGCCCGCCUUGCAGCAACAGCAGUCCACGCGAAAGUCCCAACAACUUGGCGCCACAUCCACUGCACUCGCUGCCGCAUGCGGCUACAACGCUGAUCUCUGGUGAUCUGACGCUCACAUCGACAGCCGCGCACUCGCCCCGCAGCGCCACUGGCGGCAGCAGCAAUGCCUCCACACCCGUCUCGGUGGUCACCAAGGGCGAAGACUGAAGAGCCCACCAGUCUGGCUUGGCCAAGCGCUGGCUCUGUGUAUAUUAUUAGCGUUAGUGUCUAGUUAUGGCCAAAUGUACUUAAGUCUUGAAUAUAUAAUUCAUAGCCUAGCAAGUAAUUAACAUUUAAUUCGCUACAGCAAAGUGUCAUCUAAACUA
Messenger RNA from Drosophila busckii, 1313 nucleotides. It is a transcript of the gene hbn, whose product is annotated as retinal homeobox protein Rx-A. Gene Ontology annotation, molecular function: RNA polymerase II transcription regulatory region sequence-specific DNA binding; DNA-binding transcription factor activity, RNA polymerase II-specific. Gene Ontology annotation, biological process: regulation of transcription by RNA polymerase II. The record is from RefSeq and is a predicted model, not a curated record. NCBI's taxonomy places the organism in Eukaryota, Metazoa, Arthropoda, Insecta, Diptera, Drosophilidae. The transcript has 5 exons. Bases 1 to 1155 code for a protein of 384 amino acids.